Chanos chanos (milkfish) is the source of this 389-nucleotide messenger RNA. Its product is annotated as antimicrobial peptide NK-lysin-like. The coding region runs from base 1 to 339 and encodes 112 amino acids. Gene Ontology annotation, biological process: lipid metabolic process; defense response to bacterium. NCBI's taxonomy places the organism in Eukaryota, Metazoa, Chordata, Actinopteri, Gonorynchiformes, Chanidae. The transcript is spliced from 4 exons. The record is from RefSeq and is a predicted model, not a curated record.
AUGGACAUGCUGGUUGAGGAGUUAUCCACUUCUGACAGCCCAAGAUCCAUCUGUGUCAACCUGGAGGUCAUGCCAGAAGCUCAACUACCAGGGCUUUGCUGGGCAUGUAAGUGGAUCCUCAACAAAGUGAAAAAGCAAAUCUCCAAUGGUACUGACCAGGAGACCAUCAAAAACAAACUAAUCUCGGUGUGUGACCAGAUUGGUUUUCUUAAAUCAAAGUGCAAGAGUUUUGUUAAGAAAUAUCUAAACACCUUAAUUGAGGAACUGUCCACCACUGAUGACCCAAGAACCAUCUGUGUCAAUCUCAAGGCCUGCAAGCCAAAGACCAUGGAAUGGUGAGAUACCUGGAUCCAAGAAAACCACCACUAAAAUUCUGUAUAGCAGUGUUA